AGCUUGGCUCCACAUCACGGGACACGACUUCCCGCGAAGAUGUGGGCCUGUGGCAUCUACUGCCAGGUGGAGCUCCUCAAUGCGCUCACCAUGCUGCCACCGCUCUUCAGCACGGCGGCCGCUUGCUACGCGGUGCGUGGCAAGGGCUGGUGGCGCUCGUCGUCGGCUUUGGCGUUGAUCGCCGGGUGGUUCCUGAUGAUCCCCUUCAGUACGGCCUCGCAUCUCCAUUGUGCCUUCCAAGGGCAUUACUCGCAUAUCUUGAUUCGCUUGGAUCAAACAGGCAUCUCGGUGGCCUGCGUGCUGGCGGCCUGGGCGAUGUCCAAGUCCACCCGCUUCACCGCCAUCACUGCCAUGGCGAGCUUCAGUAUGGACCUCAUCAUGUGGCUGGGUCCGGCAGACCUACGAGUGCACGUGGCCUGGCGCUGCCUGACCUUGGCAGGUAUUGUGCUGGCUUACUUGAGCCCGAUGUUUUGGAUGAGGGACUCUUAUGAUGAAAGUAUAACUCCCAUCGGCUUGUGCUUCAUCGCCGGCUUUUGCAUGGCGAUCCAGGCGCCCCUGGGGCCCUACAGCCAUCCGCUCUUCCAUUUGUUGUUGAUUCCGUAUAGCUACUAUGUGUCGAGGUCGGCGAUGGUUUUCGAGCUGCUCCUGGAAUCACGAGCUGGAGCUGACCGUGAAUGGACCAUUGAGGAGGGCAGCUUCGAUGGAGACGAGAUCAAAAUCUUGGAGACAGGUGAUUGCUGGAACACAGGACACACCAAGGCUGAUGAGCUGCUGAAAGAUGCAGAACUGAGCGAUGUGGGCGAUGCCCGCGACAUUGAGCUGGGCACAGCAAGCCAAUCAAAUUUUCCUGUUUUUCUAAAGAGCUGCUGAUUUCUUCCUGAUUGGCCUUUUGAAUGUC
Messenger RNA from Durusdinium trenchii, 898 nucleotides. Lineage: Eukaryota; Dinophyceae; Suessiales; Symbiodiniaceae. The record is from the annotation of a GenBank genome assembly.